Messenger RNA from Austrofundulus limnaeus, 1997 nucleotides. It is a transcript of the gene zmat1, whose product is annotated as zinc finger matrin-type 1. Gene Ontology annotation, cellular component: nucleus. The record is from RefSeq and is a predicted model, not a curated record. NCBI's taxonomy places the organism in Eukaryota, Metazoa, Chordata, Actinopteri, Cyprinodontiformes, Rivulidae. The transcript has 7 exons. Gene Ontology annotation, molecular function: nucleic acid binding; zinc ion binding. Bases 16 to 1722 code for a protein of 568 amino acids.
CAAGAGUAAACAAACAUGGCGGAUCUUAAUGUCUGUCCAAUGCUAACUGCGGGGUCAAACGCCCAUAACAGCAUUAAUGUCUCCCCUAAUACGGCUUCUGGUGCUGAUAAAGUAAUAAACAGUCUAACUGAUAAUUCCCAGGUUAAAGGAGCAAAGAGUGACGAGGACUUCCUGAAGGGCCUCCUCAGUGACGCGUACUGCCACGUCUGCUCCUCUCAGCUGAUGUCUGAAUCUCACCGACUGGCUCACUAUGAGGGGAAAAAACACGCACAGAAAGUCAAAGUCUUCCUUGAAGCUGCGAGAGCAGAGACCACCACAGGAGCCAAACACACCAUGCUCAGUGAUAAAAACCGUUUCUGCGAGCUGUGUAACAUGGUGUUUAGUUCGAACGUGGUGGCAAAGUCGCACUAUGAAGGCAAAGUCCACGCUAAGAAUCUCCGUAAACAAAGUCAACCAUCAGACAAGAACUCACAAGUUCAGGAUCACAGAAACACGGUACAGAAACCGGUCCAAGAGGAAAACAAGGAGCUUCAGCUGGAUCCAGCACCCGCCCCAGCUUCCUGUGACACCGAGGUGGACCUGAAAGAUCCCAACAAGUACUGUCCGUUGUGUGCUGCCUCCUUCAACAAUUCACAGAUGGCUCUGCAGCACUACAACGGACGCAAACACCACAGGAACCAGUCCAGACAGGCGCUGCUCAAACAACUGGGAGACGAUGUUCAACAAGCCACCUCCUUUAUGUGUCACAUUUGUGGUGUGAAAUUAGGCUCUGUGGAGAUUUACCAGGCUCACCUGCAGGGAAACAAACAUCAGACCAGGAAGAAGAAGAUCAGCGAUCUUUGCAAAUCCCAACCUAAAGUCUACAGCACAUUUGCUGAUGAGCUGGCAGAUUACAUUGAAGUGCAGAAGGCACGGGGGGUCACCCCCAGGACCAAUCUAAUUCUUCCUCAAGAAGGCAAACAAAAGGACAACGAAGAAGACCGAGAGGUAGAACAAGAGGAAUUAAUAAAGAGGAACUGGCAAGAAAGUUCUCAAUAUACACUUAACCCCGUAAACCACCACCACUCUCAUCAUCAUCCUGGGUUUGGAACAGAACAUCCUUUAUAUCUGGGUCCAGUGGGGCACUCCCAGAGCUCCAACUACACCUGCCCUCUAUUUUCCAGUUUCCCACAGUUCUCCAGUCAUCCCCCAACCAGGGAGCAACACAGGAGACUCUCAGUGUCCCCCCCUUACAGCACUUCAUCAUAUUCCUCUUACAGCUCCCACACGAGUGAAAGUGAUGAAGAGAAACACAGACCCAGAGGAAAGAGGAGAAUUAAAAGACUAAAGAGAGAUGGAGGUGGAGACGAGGAGACAGAGACGAAGGGGAGGAGGAGGAAACGCCGGAGGAGAGAGAGAGACUCUGAGGAGAAGGAAAGAGAACCGUCUUUAGAGUCGGAGGAGGAAGAGCAGAAGAAGACACUGAAAAGUCACAGAUGUAAAGAAAACGAAAGUCAGACGGGCAAAGAAAAGACAGAGAGAGAGACAUUAGAACCAGAGCACAUGAUGGGAAAUAGAGAAGAAACUCGGCUAAAUACACAGACUGACAUGAACACUGACCAGAGCGGGAAUGAUAAGCCGGUUAAAUCUAAACCAAAGAAGGAGAAAAAGAGAAGCAAAGAGAAAGCAGACACAAGGACAGAGGAGGAGAAGCUGUGGGACGACUCUAUUCUGGGCUGGUGAUCUCACAUAAACUAAACCAGGACCACUCACUUUAUUUAUGUAGCCUUGUAGCUAUUAAAGGGGACAUAUCAUGCAAAAUUCACUUUUAUAGCCGGUAAAUACAUUUUCUUGUCUACUCUUAGUCUCUCUCGGUGUUGUGUAGAUAUCUUUAUAUUCUGUUCACAUUCCUUAAUUUUCCAUGACGUUUUCUAACUGUUGUGUCAAAUUAUUUGCGAUGGAACUUCUAAAUGAGGUCUGGACUUACCAACUACAAUUUCAUCUUCAUUCUCCUCUGG